GGGACCCAUCGGCUGGCUGCUUCUCCCAGCGCCCCUCCCAGGAGCCCAGAGUGUGCCCGAGAGCCGGCGCAGACAGGGCCAGGAACAGCACCCAGGGCAGCAGCCCUGGCAGGCAGGCGGCUGGGGACCGACGGGGGCUCCCCUCGAAUGAAUGGAAGGGCCCGCUUCCUGGGGAAAGCGACUACCCGAGGAGCCGUGUGACCGGGAGGACGAGGCCAGGGGCUCCAAUCUCUGGACGUCCUUGAGUGGCUGAAGCCACAGGAACCCGCGGGAAGACGGAGACCAGAGAGAAGACCUGGAUCCUCCUGCUGCCUCCCUCUUCCCUGAAGGGUCUCCAGCUGCCUGCGCGGGAGCUGUCCCCGACGGACGGGGGACCCCCGUUGGACACCGCAGCAGUGAACAAGGAUGGAGGAGGGGGACCCCUACAACUCCUCGAGCUACGAGGACGAGUACCCGGACGACCUCGACUCCAUCCUGGUUCUGGAGGAGCUGUCCCCGCCGGAAGCCAGGGUGGCCAGGAUCGUCCUGGUGGUGGUCUACAGCCUCGUCUGCCUCCUGGGGAUCCUGGGUAACGGCCUGGUGAUGGUCAUCACCACCUGCAAGAUGAGGAAGACGGUGAACGCCGUCUGGUUCCUCAACCUGGCCCUGGCGGACUUCCUGUUCAACGCCUUCCUGCCCCUGCACAUCGCCUACGCUGCCAUGGACUACCACUGGGCGUUCGGCACGGCCCUGUGCAAGAUCAGCAGCUUCCUGCUGGUCCACAACAUGUACACCAGCGUCUUCCUGCUGACCGCCAUCAGCUUCGAUCGCUGCGUCUCCGUGCUGCUACCCGUCUGGUCCCAGAACCACCGCAGCGUCCGGCUGGCCUCGGCCGCCUGCGUGGCCAUCUGGGUCCUGGCUUUCUUCUUGAGCUCCCCGUCCCUCGUCUUCCGGGACACAGCCGCCAUCCACGGGAAGAUAUCCUGCUUCAAUAACUUCAGCCUGUCCGCGGCCAGCUCCUCCCCCUGGCCGGCUCACUCCCGCCCGGACCCCGUGGGGUUCAGCAGACACGUGGCGGUGACCGUCACCCGCUUCCUGUGUGGCUUCCUGGUCCCCGUCCUCAUCAUCACGGCCUGCUACCUCACCAUCGUCUGCAAGCUACAGCGCAACCGCCUGGCCAAGACCAGCAAGCCCUUCAAGAUCAUCGUGACCAUCAUCGCUACCUUCUUCCUCUGCUGGUGUCCCUACCACGCUCUCCACCUGCUGGAACUCCGCCACACCGCCGUGCCGGGCUCGGUCUUCAGCCUGGGCAUGCCCCUGGCCAACGCCAUCGCCACUGCUAACAGCUGCAUGAACCCCAUUCUCUACGUCUUCAUGGGUCAGGACUUCAAGAAGUUCAAGGUGACGCUCUUUUCGCGCCUGGUCAACGCUCUGAGCGAGGACACCGGCCACUCCUCCUACCCCAGCCACCGCAGCUUUACCAAGAUGUCAUCCAUCAACGAGAGGACUUCCAUCAACGAGAGGGAGACCAGCAUGCUUUGAGCCCCGCCCGAGAGGAACCUGCAACCGGCACUCCCAGCCCGGGGUGCCCGGGACGUGGCUGCCAAAGACCCGGGGGGGCAGGCGCCUCUGUACUGCACCCCCGUGAUACUCGCUGCGUUUGCGUGGGGCUGAACCAUAUUUGGAGCUGGGAACCCGGGCUGCGGAACCCCUUUCUCCAGGUGGCAUGGCGGCCGGAGCCGGCCCUGUCUCACGUGGACCUUGGACCAGUAUUCUGAGCCCCACGGGAGACCAGCCUUGACCGGCUCACAGCAGCCGAGGAAGGAUUCUCAAAAGCACUGCCAUGAGAUGAGAUUGGCACAAGAUUGUGGUAUUCAGCCGCCUGCUGGGCACCCCGGAAAUACCACGAUACUCUCCAAAGCCCCUGGCGUGAGCAGGAGAGGUCGGGGAAGACCCAGCGUAAGACAGCUGACACUCUGUCCCCUGAAAACCCCGACCCUCCAGCCGCCCCUUGGGUCGGGCACGUGGAAAGGCACAGGAAGGUGACCUAGCAGCCCACAGAUGCCCAGGACCGUGAACUUGAGGAGAUGGAGACCAGGUCCUGAGGGCUUGGUCUUUGCAAGGUCAAGACCAGGGAGCCUGCAGGCAGGGCUUGGGGUCUGGGAAAGGAACGGAAAAGGUAAAGACCCUGCAAAGGCGUGGGCCCUGUGAAGCCGGUGCCUUUAGCUGCAGGCUUUGGGGCGCAGGGUGCCGGCCCCUGGCAUUUGCUCCCCGGGGGUUGGGUCUGGUGGGCAGCCCCACCCAUCUCAGCUCUGGCUGGAGACGCUCAGAGGGAAACAGAGGUGGAGGGUGGGGCUCAGCCCUGCUGGGGACUGUCCCACACCCAGCGUUGGGAAGCGGCCACCGGACGGAGCCGGGGGACUUGGCUGCUAGGCUGGAACCCACCUUCCGGAACCGUGUCCCCAGAGCCAGGCAAGCAGUUCCUCGUGGCCUGGCUUUCUUCAUCCCGCAAGUGACACUGUCCCAUUGACAAAUGACGAAGCUGAGGCUCUGAGGAAGGAAGCCGCUCACCCAACGUCAGGCACAGCUACUCAGCAGCAGAGAUAAGAUCUGCCCCAGCCCUGCCUACCUCCAGGGGCGUCCCCUACGGAGAAUUUAUCUACUGAGAAGAUUCCAGACUAACACCCUGGCCUGCGCUCACUUCUCACUUUUCACGUUAAGCACUUUGGUGCCAUAUUCAUUCCUUACAGUGACCCUGAGUUAGGUACAAUGAUUAUUUCCCUUUUACAUAGGAGGAAUCUGCAGCUCAGAGAGGUUAAGUCGCUCGCCCAAGGCCACCCAGCUAGUUCGAGGGAGACUGGCUUUGAAUCUCAGUUUGCUUUCUUCCAAGGAGGCUGCAGAGUCAGGAAGGAACUAGAGGCAUGGGGGCUCUUUUGGCACCGGGUGGUCCUGGGGAUCGAACCCCAGGGUCGCUUUACCACUGAGCUACAUCCCCAGACCUUUUUCGUGUUUUUUGUUUGUUUUAUUUUGUAUUUUGAGACAGAGUCUCGCUAAAUUGCUGAGGCUGGCCUCGACCUUGUACUCCCCUGCCUCCGCCCCAGCAGCUGGGAGCAGAGGCCUGCGCCGCCACGCCAGGCAAGAGGUGAGGUUUUGAGCGUGACUGUUGCUCUUUUUAGCAGAUCAAUGUGAACAUCUCAAUGACCUUUAAGAAGCUUUUCAAAUGAUCCAAAAUGGCAAAGAAAAGGCACUUGGCCUCCAGCUUCCUGGAUGCCCAUGAGCACCCCGGCCCUGUGGCUCCCUUCCUCAGCCCCCGGCCCCAGGUCUGCAGAGAGAGCAGGCGGGAGCCGCCUGGCGAGAGGCCCCUUGGCCUCCUGUCUGCUUUCUGUCCUCCGAGUCUCCUCGUGGUCAAGCCAGUUCUCCAAGGUACAGCGGACAGAUGUCCUGUCCAGCUCGCGCUGGGCCCGUGCCCGAGCUGCGGGCUGUUUGGAAUCAACUUCCUGAGGGACACACCGUUCCGUCCUUGUUGGGUCUGGAGUCUGACGAGGCGGUUCUGAAUCCACCCCAGCUGGGCCUCCAGUUGCUUCCAGGAGUCGGAACUUGUCCUUUGAGAGCGAAAGGGAGCUUUAAAGAUGCCGUCCCCUCCCCAGGUUCCCUCGGUGGCGGGGGUCUGUGCACAGAGGCGGUCAUCCCACUCCGGCCUCCUGGCUACAGGGACGGUGCCCCUUCUGGGCUGUGGGGCAGGCCCGGCCAGGCGGUGGAGCCAGGGAUUGGUGCUGUCAUUAGAAAAGCCAAUUGGUGCUGUCAUUGAAAAUGUCACCAACAUGUGCUCUGGGGUCAGCCCACGGGAAACCAACACGCCCAGGGCCUGACACCUUCUCUCUGGGCCAGGACCCAGCGAGCGGUCUCAGGGCUGCCUCCUGGGUCAGGUGGGUCCAGGGACGCGGGCAUGAAAGGCGUCUGGCAUUGGUUAAGCACCUACCAUGUGUCAGGAGACGCCUCCAAGCCCGGGACUGGCCCUGUGGGUGACCAGCCACCUGGGUCACCCAGAAAGGGCGCUUGCCCGGGGCCGAGCUAGGGAGGCCGCGGCCCGGCUGGAACCAGGGCUGCUGUCUGAGCUCUGUCAGUCCUUGGGUGGGCGGGAGAAGGAAGGGCGAGGGGACAGAGAGAAGAGGAGGCCGCGGAGAGCGAGAGGAGAGGAGGGGGAAGAAGAGGAGCGUCUCCAGCCCACCCAGCCAGGCUGGGCAAGCGCAUCAAUGACUCAUGCUGGGUGACCCGGUGCCUCGGGCCAGCUGGUCACGCCCCCUCGGGAACCAGGGUUGGUGCUCCAGGGAGCCCCGUCCAGGGAGGAUGCACAGAGAUCACGGCCCCCGGUUCCAGAAGGGCCGAUGGAAGGAGGAGUGUGGGCAGAGCCGAUGCCCCAGGCCGCGCUGGUGGGGUGAGGAGCCAGGCUGGGCGGGAGGGAGGAGAGAGGGUUCAUGGUGACCAACUCCGAUCUUUCCCACUUUAACAGGCCAGGGCCCUGAGGUCGCCCCAGCCGCCCUGGAUCCGCAAACACAGCUGGAGCUUGGCUUGGGUGGACGUGAGCUGGGGUCCCCAGGCCCUGCCCGGCCACCUCUCCGCUUCCUCCCCUUCAGGUUGGGUUGCUGAGUCGGGGUGCCCGACUCCCAGGGCUGUGGACCCCUGGGGGGACAGGGGCUGCUGGGUGGUAUUCGGGACAAGGGAGGAACCAGAAAGUCACUCCUCCCACCCUGAGCGAACUCAGCAGGCUCGGCUGGCCUGCUCCCCAGGGGACAAAGCCUCCCCUGAAGAAAGAGAUGGAAGCCAGAGGGCGAAGUCGUCCUGGAGGUUUCUGUCACAGCCUCUCCCGUUCACCUCGCGGAAUAGCAGCUGAGGCUCAGAGAGGCCAAGCCACCUGCCCAAAGUGUCACCGCUCUUUUCAGGGGACAUUCCCAAACGACCAUUCCAAAAACUGUGGACUUCAAGGAGUCCACAUUUUGUAAAGGAAAAAUUGUCAUCACUUAGAUUUCUAGCAACCAAGCAUACAAAGGAGGUGGUGGCUUCCUCAGUCCCUAGCGAGACCCGGCGGGUGGGCGGGAACGACCCGGCCUCCUGCGCGCAGGCCUGGGCUCUUCGGCACCGCUCAGAACAACCCAGGAUCCACCCCCAUCCGCAGCCCACACACCCCAACCCCAGCGUCCACCCACACACCCCAUCUCCCAACACCCACCCACCCUCGGGUCUCAGUGCGUCCACUGCCUGCUCCUUGCUGGGAACCCGGGAGGCACCGGGCAUGCAGGAAGGAUAUAGCCACUCUGUCCUCACCAUCUCCGCGGCCGCUAGUGGGAGAGACCGCUCACCCUUCAAACCAACCCAAGCAACGCCUCCCGGGGGAGAAGACCCAGCGCGGAGUGCGGCGCUUAUUCUACAAGGACCCGACCCCAUUCCGGAGCCAAGGACGCUCCCUGGGGAGGUCGCACUGGAGU
Molecule: messenger RNA, 5462 nt
Organism: Sciurus carolinensis (gray squirrel)
Lineage: Eukaryota; Metazoa; Chordata; Mammalia; Rodentia; Sciuridae
Gene: Cmklr1
Product: chemerin chemokine-like receptor 1
Exons: 4
Coding region: 406-1521 (371 amino acids)
Biological process (GO): complement receptor mediated signaling pathway; chemotaxis; positive regulation of cytosolic calcium ion concentration
Cellular component (GO): plasma membrane
Molecular function (GO): G protein-coupled receptor activity; complement receptor activity
Source: RefSeq, a predicted model, not a curated record